UUAUAAUUCACAAAAUGGUGUAAAAGCAUGGACUAUAUUCAACCCUGCGUCUGCGGAUUAUGAUGAAAGUACUUUUGCUCCAAUACCAAUGGAUUUUGAUCGUACAGAUAUUCCUAAAAAUAUUCUUAUCGGUUCUUUCAUCGGAGGAAUGAGUCAUCUUCGUCCCGCACUAGAAAUAUCAAAAAUUCUGUCUGAACGUGGAUACAAUGUAGCAGUGGUGUCACCUGGAAAUUUUACCCAUUCAAAUUAUCCGAAUAUUAAACAUUUUUCAACUGGUCCAAAACAUAAUCCACGAGAUAUGCCUGAGAUUUUUCACGAAUUAUUCGUAGAAGAAUAUUCAUUUUUUAAAGCUUUAAGUCAACAAGCUAUGUCAAAUUCUAAAUAUUUAAGUAGAUUCAAAACUUAUAUGAAAGCUGCUUCGGAAUUUAAACCGGACUUAUUUUUCUGUGAUCAUUUUUUAAAUGAGGUUUGUUAUGACAUUGCCUGGAAAUUAAAAAAACCCUGUAUUGGAAUUAGUUCCGAUUUAACUUCAAGGUUGUAUUCUCCGUAUAAAUCCGAUCCGUCAUUUGGUUGCCAUGCGAAUAUGGAACAUGAAUCUUUUAUUGAAAGAUUUAGAUGUGCUAUUAUCAUGCCUAUGAAAAUCAUUUAUAAAUCGAGAAAGUAUAUGAAUGAAUUGAAUGAAAUGAGGGCUACUAUAGGAAUUGCUCCUACUUCUAAUUCUAUAGAAAAGAUAAAAAUACCUUUUUUUUUGCUGAUACAUUUUUUUGGGUUUGAAACUCCAAGCCAUCUGCCUCCCCUUAUUCAAGAAAUUGGUCCUGUAAUGCAGGACGAAUAUGAACCAUUAACUCCAAUACUUUCCUCAUUUCUCGCGAAACAUAAACGAACAAUGCUUGUCUCGUUCGGUACCCAUGUAUAUACUACUCCUGAAAAUAUUGGAAUCUUAAUUCAAUCAUUUAUAGAGGCAAUGGAUCGUAAAGUAAUUGAUGGAAUAAUCUGGGCGCUUGUACAAAUUUCUGAUGAAGAUAUUCCUCCGACCGUAACUUUAUCUGACGGUUCUAUUAUAUCAACUGAUGAAAUUUUAAAUAAUCAAAAUCCUCAUAUUCAUGUUUCUCCUUUUUCUGUAGCACCAAGCCCAAACGUUUGUACGAACAUAAAAAUUCGUGUAACG
Molecule: messenger RNA, 1168 nt
Organism: Scutellospora calospora
Lineage: Eukaryota; Fungi; Glomeromycota; Glomeromycetes; Diversisporales; Gigasporaceae
Source: the annotation of a GenBank genome assembly